AUGAGUAACUCCUGGAUAAGAGGUCCCAGAUGUGGUGUGGACAAUUGUCGCUCAAAAUUCUAUAGGUCAGUGGAUGGGAGACGGAUCUGUCAAUUUGGUCAUGUUAAUGAAGGUCAUAUAGAAUUCAAUGAUGACGAUGAUGAUAAUUUUAUUGUUACUAGAAGAUUGAAUAUUCCAACUGUGACUACUGGGUUAUCACAAGCUUCACAGAUUACACCAGGCUUGCAAAAAGAUGAAGCUAAAAGGAAACUGUAUGGUGCUGCUGGUAGAGAACUAUACUACAAAUGUUUCCAGUGUGUGUUGAAAUCCCAGAUCAAAUCGUUGAUUAAUGACCAUGGAUUACCUGAAAUAUUGGAGGUUGUUGUUAAAAGAUAUUAUGUUCAGUACAUUUCAAUGCUGAAUGAUAUAGAUACUGUUGAAAAGAGCAAUGGUAAGCUGGAUGAUGAUGAUGAUGAAGAAGAAGAAGAACAUGGAGAAUAUAGAGAUAGUGAAGGUUUCACCACACAAGACACUUCAUUUACUAAUGAUACAUCAAACGAAGAUCAUGAAUUCGGCUUCACUAAACUCCCUACACAUAUUGAUAGUUUAGCCCUAUGUUAUCUGGGGUGUCGCUAUUUAAAUUUACCCAUAUUUAUCAAUGAUUUUGUUCAAUGGACAACAACAAAUAGAAUUCCAUAUAUGAGAGCAAGUUUCAAUGUCCCAAAAGUCCUGAGAGAUAAGCUAUCCAUGGGUAAAGUACGAUCAUUUGAACCCAAAAGGCCACCAUUGAAAGGUGAUUUAUGCUUUGCGAUUUCCAAAGUUGCCACAUCUUUGAAUUUAAACCAUUUGGAAUUGAAUUAUGAACCAUUAUUGUUCAAGGCUAUUAAAGAGUUGAUAUUAUCACCACAGAUUUAUUUUGCAACUAAGAAAUUCUUAAAGUUGAAACUAAUCAAAUUGGAUAUAAAACCGUUCAAAGGUACUAAAACUGCACAAUCCUAUAUUAAUGAAUUCCCAGAGAUUAAACUAAUCAGUAUAAUCAUCUCCAUUACAAAACUUUACUUCAUAAAUGGUUCGGUUAACGAAAAUCAACCCACAUAUGAUUGGAAAAAGUGGAAAGAAUUAUUAGGAAACUUGGAUUUGGACCAAGAUGAUGAUAACAAGAAUUUCCAUAAUGUUUUAACACAAUUACUAUUAUCCAAGAAUUCAAGUCUGGAAGUUAUCGAUUGGGAUGAAGAAAAGACAAAUAAAUACUUGGAUUGGUUUACUCACAAGAUUGUGAAUACCCAAGCUACUGAAGAAGGCCCCGCUGCAAUGAAAAGAUUGUUUGAUAUCUUCAAAUUACCAGAGGAUGAUUCUCAAGAAGAGAACCUACAGCAACAACCAGUACAACAACCGCAAAGCUCUGAAUUCACUGGGAAGGAUGUCAAGAGUAUAGAGAGUGCCUAUACACAAUUGAUAGAAUCAGGUUCCAAUAAAGAAAAGCUCAGUGAUGAAGAAGUUAUGGAAUUGGAGAAAUUCAUGAUUGAGAACUUGAUUUCGAAUUUCGGUGUCACCACAAGUCAGCUUACUCAUGCUGUUCGUCAUGUGGAGCAAAAGUUUUUUUUCAAUUGA
Hansenula anomala is the source of this 1590-nucleotide messenger RNA. It is a transcript of the gene RRN7, whose product is annotated as Rrn7p. The record is from RefSeq and is a predicted model, not a curated record. Gene Ontology annotation, molecular function: RNA polymerase I core promoter sequence-specific DNA binding. The transcript has a single exon. Lineage: Eukaryota; Fungi; Ascomycota; Saccharomycetes; Phaffomycetales; Wickerhamomycetaceae. Gene Ontology annotation, cellular component: RNA polymerase I core factor complex; RNA polymerase transcription factor SL1 complex. The coding region runs from base 1 to 1590 and encodes 529 amino acids. Gene Ontology annotation, biological process: RNA polymerase I preinitiation complex assembly; nucleolar large rRNA transcription by RNA polymerase I.